This is a messenger RNA of Bombyx mandarina (wild silkworm), 1800 nucleotides long. RefSeq lists its product as uncharacterized. Lineage: Eukaryota; Metazoa; Arthropoda; Insecta; Lepidoptera; Bombycidae. The record is from RefSeq and is a predicted model, not a curated record.
AGCCCUUUCAAUGUCGUUUCUCUACGGAUCCUAGCACUCGCCGUAUUCAAAGCGCUGCAGCCGCGUCGGGCGGUCGUCUGCAGACUAUGAGUCUAAUGCCGUACACAGUUGGGAUUCGGUAGUGUUGUGUAAAGUUUAUCGCCAUGGUUGUAUGCGACAAGUGGGUCGCGCUCAAGAUAGUCGAAUUCUUGUUCUGCGUGGCGUGCUUGGUGGCGCGGCGGGUCUCGCAGGAUGACGAGGCCCGGCUGGCGCUGCUUCUCCAGAAGCUGUCCCGGGAGUGGUCGCUGCUUACUUCAGUCACGUGGGACUCGGUCGGGGGAGCAUUCGCUGAUGCUAUUUACGGAGGCUACAUGAUAAUCACGUUCGGACUGAUGCUGGGCAGGGUACUCCAGGAGCUACCGAAGGGCCGGAGACUAUUGGAAGGGUUUUUUCUCGGACUCGGAAUGCUAUUCUUCCUUGUUCUUGGUGGCUUGGAGUUAGCGUCUCUGGAUUCAGUUCCGAGUAACCUCAUUGUCAAUGCAUCAGUACUAGGAAGUCUGUCAUUAUUUGUCGCAGCAUUAUUCCUCGUAGACCUUAUGGGUCCGAGGUCGUAUACUGCUACAAAUCACUCCCAGACCGACCCUAUAUCGUCCCCUAAAGUUGAGAAGAAGGUUUCUAUAGCUGCCCCAAUAAACGGGCAACUAACCAGCGAGAAGUCGAACGGGUUCGUCUCGGCCGAAAGACCGAAAGAUCUCGAUUUGGAAAUGAACAGACUGGAAAAAGAUAAAAAAGAAGAGACUAAAUUCUUUGACGAAACGAAACUUGCCUUGACGAAAUUAGAUCAAAUGGAAAAAGACGCUCUCGAAAAAUCAAAGUUUGGCUCAUUGAGGAACGGAUUCGGAAUGGAGAACUACGUCCGGCUUUCGGAUCCAAUGCCUGAGCCUGACCGACUGCACUACGAGAAGGAGCUGGCAAAGUUCAACGACCGAUAUUUCAGGGAAUAUUUAGACAAUUUUUCAGGGAAAUUGUCAGUUAGAGAGAACUAUCUACCCGAACCGCAAACCCCUGUUUUUGCUAAACUGAAGCCCGGACGCCCAAAGAACCUAUUCGACGACGAAUCCUCAAGUAACGAUCAAAGGGAGCGCUCAAAAUCGCCAUCUAAAGCUAAGACAGUUAGCACGCCGACCUUACAGCAACUUGAAGACUACUUGCGAGGAUCGUCGAGGUCACGGAGGGCUGAUACGCCGGCGAUAUUCCCCAUGGAGCCCAUCGAGGAAAAGGAGCCAACAGACGCCGAGGGAAGGGCUUCAGGAACACCCACAGAUCCUGGCUACGUGCAAUACACGGCGAAGAGAUGGCCGGAAAGUAAGCAUUUACGGACGCCAAGACACAGUCCAACAUGACCUUUAUAGGGUUCGACGAUUUUUGAAUAUCCACCUGUGUUUGACAACUUUGUUUGUACUUGAAUCUGUUGUGGCGAUAGUUUUAACUGUUUAGUAACAGUCAUUACUGUACGAAUGGUAAUAAAUGUGAAAAUGUGUAAUGAUACCAAAACUUGAUUUCGUUGUAUGUUUAUUGUGUAUUGCAGAUUAUAACGUGAAAGUUUAUUAUAAUAUUAACUAUAAAUAUGUAUAUCGAACGAUACUAGGAAUGUAAAUGUAUUUAAAUAUAGACUAUAUCAUCAUUUUCUUUCCAUUUUAAUGCAUAAAGAUCGUAUAUUAAGCUAAGUUAUUGUCUUCUCAAGAAGUAAAAAUAAACUGUAAUCUUUGUUCUUUACACACGUAUUAUUAAAAUGAAUUCCGCAAAUCGUAUUUUUUAAUU